CCAACAGUCUGUUUGAUACCAGAGGUUACAGGAUCAUAUAGACAUUUGAUUAGCUUGUUGCAGACUUUUGCAGGAUUCAUGUACUAGUACAUAUAUCAUACUUCAUACUUGUGAUAACUAUCCAACGAUAUUUUACUAUAUAGAUGAAGACUAAAUGGAAAACAUUGUGUUUUUGUAUAGGUGGAUUUUCAAUAAUAAGCAUGUUUAGCAUAUCAAACUUUUUACGGGUUUAUCUAAGUGUAUAUCUGGGAUGGAAGGUUAACUGCCUUGAUAUAAUUAAUGGCGACAAAGGAGAAAUUGUAAAAGCACUUCAAUACAUGAAAUAUAAUUCACCAAUCCGUCUAUUGGACAAAGACUUCAUCAAUAUAACCACGAACUGUUCGAAUUUCUUAGAGACUUUUGGCUACAACAUUUAUCCAAUCACAGACGAGGAAAGACAUUUUCCGAUUGCCUUCAGUAUUCUAACUUUCAAGGACGCGGAUCAGACUGAACGUUUGCUGCAUUCAAUUUAUCGUCCUCAUAACUUCUAUUGUAUACAUGUAGAUAACAGUUCUUCGAGUUAUUUACAUGAAGCAUUCCUAGUAAUUACUAAGUGUUUCAAAAAUGUGUUUAUUGUCUCAAAGACGGAAAACAUUAUCUACAAACAUAUUUCACGCCUUAAGGCGGAUAUCAACUGCAUGUCGGAUCUUUUGAUAAAGUCAAGAAAAUGGAAAUAUUUCAUAAAUUUACCUCACCAACAGUUUCCUUUGAAGACAAACUUAGAACUCGUAAAGAUAUUGAAAAUAUAUAAUGGUGCUAAUGAUAUCGAAGGCAUUACAUCGUCUAAGCGGAUGGUAUCAGAGCGAUAUAUGUAUAGCUACAAAAAUGUUAACAACUCUUUGGUGCGUAUAGGACUGAAAAAUGAUACUAUGCCGUAUAACGCAAGUAUUGUAAAAGGUAGUGCGUAUGGUGUUUUUAGUCGAAAAUUUGUUCAAUAUGUAGUAUUUGACCAAAGGUCUAAAGAUGUACUUAACUAUAUGGAAGACAUCAUGAGUCCAGAUGAAUAUUAUUGGGCUACUUUGAAUCAUAAUGAAAUUUUAAAAGCGCCAGGUAGAUUCACAGGCAACCCUGAAAUGAAGUCUUGGCUUGCCGUUUAUGCUGCUUGGGAUGGGACAGAUCAGUGUAACGGAAAAUUUGUCAGAGACAUUUGUGUUUUUGGUGUUGGAGAUUUAAAAGAACUCGUGUCAAGAAAAGAACUAUUUGCAAAUAAAUUCUAUCUGGAUUUUCAAUACCUAGCUCUGGAAUGUUUAGAAGAGUAUGUCAAUAACAAAACAUUUAAUCCAAUGCGAUUUGAUGCCUUGUAUUACAAACAAUUAUCAUUUAUAAGAAAGACUUAAGGGAAUUCGAUCCCUACAUCUGUUUUCAAAGAGAUUAAUUAAUGACUUUUUAAAUUGGUAGUUUAUGAAUGUCGGAAAU
Messenger RNA from Mytilus trossulus (common blue mussel), 1455 nucleotides. RefSeq names its product beta-1,3-galactosyl-O-glycosyl-glycoprotein beta-1,6-N-acetylglucosaminyltransferase-like. The record is from RefSeq and is a predicted model, not a curated record. Gene Ontology annotation, cellular component: membrane. The transcript is spliced from 3 exons. Bases 144 to 1376 code for a protein of 410 amino acids. Gene Ontology annotation, molecular function: acetylglucosaminyltransferase activity. Lineage: Eukaryota; Metazoa; Mollusca; Bivalvia; Mytilida; Mytilidae.